Messenger RNA from Chlorocebus sabaeus (green monkey), 10581 nucleotides. Lineage: Eukaryota; Metazoa; Chordata; Mammalia; Primates; Cercopithecidae. The record is from RefSeq and is a predicted model, not a curated record.
CUCUUAGUAGUGUCUUUUGCAUAUUUUUUUUAUUGUAGUCAAGUACAGCUUAUCAAUUAUUUCUUUUGUGGAUUGUGUCUUUGGAGUGGUGUAUAAAAGUUAAUGCCAAACCCAAAGUCCUCUAGACUUAUUUCCUAUGUUAUCUUUUAGAAGUCUCAUUUCCUUUUAGAGGACAGUGAUAUUUGAAGCCAAUAUUUGGGUGCUGGGUAUCCUCAUUACUAUUUGGGAACCACUCCUCACAGGCUCUCUCAGUGGACAGAGUUCGGAAAUAUAUAUUUAUCCAAUUUAUAUCUCUUUAUAUUUCUAUAUCUUUCUAUUAAAAAUAAUGAGUUCACACUACUACCUAAAAUUCUAAUCAAACACCACAUAAUUAUUUGGGUUUUCUCCCUUUUCAUAUUUGCAACAUUUUUAUGUUAAUGAGAAACACGGCUUUUAUGAUUCUUAAGAUAUUUACCUAUUUGACCAAUUGCCCUGUAUUGAACCAGUCUCCCAUUGCUGCCACUGUGCCUUCCUCUGACAGAUGUCCUCCUCACCCCACCUGGGCUCUGAUGCUCCUUAUUGGGCUGCCCUCCUGCAGGAACACCCUCAUCCUGUUUGGGAUUGAACAGUCUAUGUCUGAACUUGCCUCUGUUUGGAUGAUUCCUCAUUCUCCAAAUCCUCUAGCUCCCCACAGUGUUACCUCCCUGUCUGAAACCUCUCCUCACCAUGCUCAGGCUCUGAUCCCUUUCUCUGGGCCAUCUUGGAUGCAAACCCUCCCCCAUUAAGAUGCCUACUUUCCUCUGUCUUACCCAGUUAGUUUAGUUUAAUAAUGUUCAGUAAGGAAAAAGAAGGAAAAGAGAAGAGGGCCUGAUCUUUCAUGUCCCUCAGUAAAAUUUACAGUUUCAUUGUUAGCUUUCUUAGAUUUCUAGCUAUUUUAUAUUUUUGCUUGUAUGGUGCAUAUUUAUUUUCUUUUUUUCUAUUUUCUCCCUUUAUUGCUGGUACAUAGAUAAGUUUUUAUUUGUACUUUGAGUGUUUAAUUUAUAACCAACCAAUUUCUUGAUCAUUUUGCUCCCUCCUUAUAUGUAUUUAAUCGAGCUCUUCCUAAAACAUCAGUUGUUCUAUCACUUUAUGCAUAAUGGAAGUUUUCUUGAUCUGAUACUUCUUUGUAGUUGAGAAGCUCCUGGCUUAGGUUAUAUAAUUUAUGGGAAACAAGUUGCUUAAAUAAAAAUGUCCCUAAAAAUUCAUUAAUUAGUAUUAAGAUUUAUGAUUUACUACAUAAAAUGAUGAAAUAUAGAAUAGUGAGGCUCUUUUAAAAGUGUUUAAGAAUCAGCCAAAAUAUUGCUUGCUUUUUAAGCUUAGAUUCUUUUCUUCUAGACUGUGGAAGUAGAAAAUACAUGAUUAUUCAGAAUUCUAGAAUCAACUUUAAUCCAAAAUCCUUAACUAGAAAGUGGGGGUCAGGAGAGGUGGGGAAUUAGAAAUUUAAAACUAUGUAUUAUAGUUUAUAUUAGAUAAUUUUUAGACAUAUUCAAAUUACUCAAACUAUUUUCUCCUUAACUUUCCUUUUUUUCAUAAAAUCUUUAAGAGUAUCAAACAGUAUAGCAAAGUAGAUUCUAAUAUUCAUAUUCUUAUUGCUAAUACAAUACAUGAGUUCUUUGUAGUAGUGGUUUUCAAAUGUUAACAUGCAUAUGAAUUACCUGGUAAUGGGGGCUAGGAAAUUGCAUUUUGAUCAAACACUGCAGGUGAUUACAAUUCAUGGGCCUCACUUAAGAAACACUGAUUUAGAAUGAAACAAUAUUUGAAUAAAUGCUUCAAGUGGUAUACUUUUGUUUAAAGUGCAGACAAAGAGUAAACACACUUUUUUCUAGUGAUUAUAUCAUUAUUCAGGGAAUACAGGGCACCGUGUAGCUGGAGUCAAUUGCACUCUCUACAAUCUGCUAUCAGAAUCAGCUGUUGAUGUUCACCAGCUCUCUAGGAUCAAGAGCUAAGUUCCUUGAAUGUUCCUAUCCUUUCUGAGGUUUUUAGUAAAAUGACACCCUAUAAAAUAGUCUAAAAGGAGUUGUAAAGUCACUCUAUAUUGUAGUUAUUUAUCCAAUUUUCAGUGUUUAAGAAGCUUUCUAUUAGGCAAGAGUAGGUUCAGAAUUAUCUGUGAAUAGCUACAAAAUAAUGGUUGUUGUUGGAAACUCCUAAGAAUAGCACAUGCUUUAGAGGAAAUCUUUUGGUCAUUUGGUCUAAUGUAAAACUUAAAAGGUGGCCUGAAGUUCACCCACCAUUUGAAAAUAUGUAGGUGCUCAGUUGCAUGUAACUAAUGCUCUGCUUUCUCUUUGCUUUCUGUCACUUCUGAGGAGCAGACCUGUGAAGCUUGAGGCCACUCAAGUUCCAAAUUUGUGACAAAUCCCCCAGGGCUCACUGGAGUGGCAGAUAUAGACCCGCAGCUAACUGGAUUUGAUUUAUAAGAGAGAAAACUACAGUCAAUGCCCACUCUUGCCACAUUGCUAAUAUGGAAAACAGAAUGUUGAAUAGGAUAUGGUCUGAUAAAGAGUGAUGAUUGAAGAUGCUGCUCCAAUACAUGUGAAAUCAAUGGGAGAUACCUGCUGUCUGAAGAUUUUUCAGAGCUUUUCUCGACAAGCUCCCCUUUAAGAAAUCGGAGGUAUAUUCUACCAUUAUACAGUCUUUCUCAAGUGGAUAUAAAUACGUUUGCCUCACUGUAACCAGACAACUAGACACCUAAUGUGGGACCAUGGCACUGCCCAGAUGCACGUGGCAAAAUUAUGUUUGGAGAGCAGUGAUGGCAUGCGUGAUACACAGGGGACUGGGUGCCCCAUUGACUCUCUGUAUGUUGGGAUGUUUGCUUCAGGCUGGUCAUGUGCUAUCACAAAAAUUGGAUGAUGUGGACCCACUGGUGACUACCAACUUUGGAAAGAUAAGAGGGAUUAAGAAGGAACUCAAUAAUGAAAUUUUGGGGCCUGUUAUUCAAUUUCUUGGGGUUCCAUAUGCAGCCCCACCAACAGGGGAACGUCGUUUUCAGCCUCCAGAACCACCAUCUCCCUGGUCAGAUAUCAGAAAUGCCACUCAAUUUGCUCCUGUGUGUCCCCAGAAUAUCAUUGAUGGCAGACUGCCAGAAGUCAUGCUUCCUGUGUGGUUUACUAAUAACUUGGAUGUGGUUUCAUCAUAUGUACAAGACCAGAGUGAAGACUGCCUAUAUCUAAAUAUAUAUGUCCCAACUGAGGAUGUAAAAAGAAUAUCCAAGGAAUGUGCCAGAAAGCCCGGCAAGAAAAUAUGUAGAAAAGGAGAUAUUCGGGACAGUGGGGGUCCCAAACCAGUGAUGGUGUAUAUCCAUGGUGGCUCAUAUAUGGAAGGUACUGGAAAUUUAUAUGAUGGAAGUGUCUUGGCAAGUUAUGGCAAUGUGAUUGUCAUUACAGUCAACUAUCGACUUGGGGUACUCGGUUUCUUGAGUACAGGGGAUCAGGCUGCAAAGGGGAACUAUGGACUCCUUGAUCUCAUACAAGCUUUAAGAUGGACUAGUGAAAACAUUGGAUUCUUUGGUGGUGACCCCUUAAGAAUCACUGUUUUUGGAUCUGGUGCUGGGGGUUCAUGUGUCAAUCUGCUGACUUUAUCCCAUUAUUCUGAAGGUAACCGUUGGAGCAAUUCAACCAAAGGACUUUUUCAACGAGCAAUAGCUCAAAGUGGAACAGCCCUUUCCAGCUGGGCUGUUAGUUUUCAACCUGCAAAAUAUGCUAGAAUGUUGGCCACAAAAGUUGGUUGCAAUGUUUCAGAUACAGUAGAGUUAGUGGAAUGCCUACAGAAGAAGCCUUACAAAGAACUUGUUGACCAAGAUAUUCAACCAGCUCGAUACCACAUAGCCUUUGGACCUGUGAUUGAUGGUGAUGUAAUACCAGAUGACCCUCAGAUAUUGAUGGAGCAAGGAGAGUUUCUCAACUACGAUAUAAUGUUAGGAGUGAACCAAGGGGAAGGGUUAAAAUUUGUUGAAAACAUAGUAGAUAGCGAUGAUGGUAUAUCAGCUAGUGAUUUUGACUUCGCUGUUUCAAAUUUUGUUGAUAAUUUAUAUGGAUAUCCUGAAGGCAAAGAUGUUUUGAGAGAAACCAUUAAGUUCAUGUAUACUGACUGGGCUGACCGUCAUAACCCUGAAACCAGAAGAAAGACAUUAUUGGCUUUGUUUACGGACCAUCAGUGGGUGGCACCAGCUGUAGCCACAGCAGAUCUUCACUCAAACUUCGGUUCACCUACAUACUUCUAUGCCUUUUACCAUCAUUGCCAAACAGAUCAGGUUCCAGCUUGGGCUGAUGCAGCCCACGGAGACGAGGUUCCCUAUGUCCUGGGAAUCCCCAUGAUUGGUCCUACAGAGUUAUUUCCUUGCAAUUUCUCCAAAAAUGAUGUGAUGCUGAGUGCAGUUGUAAUGACAUACUGGACAAAUUUUGCUAAAACUGGUGACCCAAAUCAACCAGUCCCUCAAGACACGAAAUUCAUUCAUACCAAACCCAACCGUUUUGAAGAAGUAGCAUGGACCAGAUAUUCCCAGAAAGACCAACUUUAUCUCCAUAUUGGAUUAAAACCAAGAGUUAAAGAACAUUACAGAGCCAAUAAGGUGAACCUCUGGUUGGAGUUGGUACCUCAUCUGCAUAAUCUCAAUGACAUUUCUCAGUAUACCUCUACAACAACUAAAGUGCCAUCAACUGACAUCACUUUCAGACCUACGAGAAAAAAUUCUGUACCUGUCACGUCAGCCUUUCCCACUGCCAAGCAGGAUGAUCCCAAACAACAACCAAGUCCAUUUUCAGUGGAUCAAAGGGACUACUCAACAGAGCUGAGUGUCACUAUUGCAGUUGGAGCAUCACUGCUGUUUCUGAACAUCUUGGCCUUUGCAGCCCUGUACUACAAAAAGGAUAAGAGGAGACAUGAUGUUCACAGGAGAUGCAGCCCUCAGCGCACUACUACCAAUGAUCUAACCCAUGCACAAGAAGAAGAAAUCAUGUCCCUCCAAAUGAAGCACACUGAUUUGGAUCAUGAAUGUGAGUCCAUCCAUCCACAUGAGGUGGUUCUUCGGACCGCCUGUCCCCCAGAUUACACACUAGCUAUGAGGAGGUCACCUGAUGAUGUUCCCUUAAUGACACCCAACACCAUUACAAUGAUUCCCAACACCAUACCAGGGAUUCAGCCCUUACACACAUUCAACACAUUUACUGGAGGACAGAACAAUACUCUGCCCCAUCCCCAUCCCCACCCCCAUUCACAUUCAACAACCAGGGUAUAGCCAGAUAACAGAAACAAACUAUUUUUUUGGUGGAUUGCAGUAAACGAUUACUGAAGAUUCCUUGGCUUUCAACCUACAAGACUUACUAUUUAAAUAAGGAGGAAUGUUAUGUGAAUAUACAUAUCAAGAACUUUGGGGGUUUUGAAAAAAAUGAAUUGUGUAUAUACAAAUCAACUUUAAAAACAAAUUUCAAUUGCUUGAAGCAAUUGUGCCGAAUGAUACUUUUUCAUUCACAUUCAAGAAUUAAUUUUUUGAAGAUUUAAGUUACAUAAUGGAAUUAGGCAUGUGGAACACCAAACAGGAAAGAACUAUGUCUGAAAUAUAAAAAAUAAAAAUAAAAAAACUAUGAAUAUGCACAAGGGACACACCAAUGGAAUGUCAGAUAAUUUUCACCAGUUUUUAUUUGGAGCCGUUUUAUUGUGUAGACCAUAUUUACAUAUUUGGAUAAGUACACAAAGCGUCAAUGCUGUUAAUGGCCUUAGCAAAGGCUCAUGCUGAAAUUUGCCAGUAAAACAAAGAAGUUUAAAGACUGGCAGGUACAACAUUAUCACAUAAGUGCUGUCAGUAUAAAGUUGUGGGGAUAAAGGAAACUGGAUAUUUUUAGCACGAUGUGCAUGAUAAUUUAUAUGCUUGGUGGCUGUGCUGCUGAUUAAGCCGUAAUUAAAAUUCUUCUCAUCCCAUUGGAGUUUUUAAUAGAAGCUUCCUCCAUCAAUUGGCAGAACCUAAAGAUUUUAAGGGGCAAAAGUAAUUACAAUAAAAUAAUUCACAGUAGUUUCAAUAUAAAAGGAAUUAGUUAUUAAAGGUAUUUGAAGAAACUAUAGGUAUAGUGGUGAAUACUCGCUGAUAUGAAUCCCAGAAAAAAAAUUCCCUGUUUUCAAUGUUCUUUUCAUUCUCAUCUAGAUAAUUUAUAGAACUAUAACCCUAAUUGGACAUGUGGUACAGGAUCUAUAAGUUGCUGUGUUUUUUUGUUACUCUGUAUUUUGUUCCUUUUGGUAAGGUGAAGUGUGUCCAAAGAGUUACUUGCAACAGUCUUUCAUGAUAUGAGGAUGCCCCAGUAUUAACACUCUGAUUAUAGUUCUGAGUUCAUUGAUUUACUCAUGCUGCAUGACAAAACGUUUACUAAUAACAAUUCAUUAUAAAGUUAUGUCCCUCUUUACAUCACUUAUCUUUCUCACUGAGGUUCAUUCACUGGAAUUUACUCACGCAAUCUCAGUAGAGUACAACGUAGAUACAGAACCUAGGAGAGUCAACACCUGGAGGAUUUUAGUCUUACACAUAUGUGUGAUUUUAAAUGAAUAUUCUCAGACCACAGGAAACUCUUCAUCCCCCUGUUGUUUACCAGUAACAGUAUAUCACAGACCUUUCCAAAUGUUUGUAUAUGUAAUCAGAUGUACAUUUAUAUUUAAAAAAAAAUGAGAUGGACUUAAAGAGCACAUCCUGAUAAAUACUUUCUCUCUUACCUGUACUAUAUUUCUAUUAGACUAAAGUUAUGUGAUUUUUUUUUUACAUUUUUUCAGAUGACUAGCAAUUUUGAUAGUUUAUAAGAUAAUGCAAAGAACUUUCUCUGACAAACUAACUGCAGUAACAGAAACCUUUCUUUUCAGUUACUCUUUUUCAAGAAUGAAAGAUUAUUAUACAAAAAAAAUUGUAUACUACUUGAUGGAACCAACUUUGUACAUCUUGGCCAUGUCACUGGUCAUUGUGUGAAAUAAAGAUAAUCUGGAUAAUGACUAUUAGUCCAAUGCUAAGAAACAUGAUCUUUGCUCAUUAAAGAGCUAAAAUGUUUAUUGCUGUUUUGUCUUUCUUUUUUCUAAAAAAAAAAAAAAAGAAAAGAAAAAGAAAAAAAGGAAAAGAAAAACAAAGAAACAUGACUGUCUCAAAGAGUAAUUUUUCUAGAUUAGAUCAGUCGGGUUUUUGAAGACAUAUAGGUAACUUCCACAGAAAACACAAACAUGUAUUUAAAGGCAAGUCUCAUCUAAGAUGAAACUCACAAAACUUUAAUGUUAUAAAUUUAAAAGCUCCAGAAAUUCAUGAAAAAAAGAAAGAUUAGCUGUGUGUUGUUAAAUAUCUCUCAGGUACAGAUGUUGUAGAAAUAAAGUGUCAAUUGUUUUCAGUUAGAAACAUAAGUUCCACUUCUGGUCAUCAAGGAAAAGGUCUAUUGAAAAUAAAUUUGCAAUAUUUCAUGGAAUACAAAUAACUAGGAUCAUAAAAUGGGGGUGAUUAAACUACCAUAAAGUAAUGAAUAGAAAGUUGCCAUGCUAAGAGAAUGUAAACGUGCUGAGCAAGAUACUAAACUGACACUAAAAGAUAAAAAUCUAUUUCAAGGAAUUUAUUUGAUUAUAAUCCCCCUCCCAAUUAUUAUCUAUCAAUGAAAUGUAUGUAUUCUUCCAUAAUUUAAAAAAAAAAAUCUCUGUUAGAAGCAAAAGCCUUCAAAAUCCAGAGUGAUCUACAUGCAGUUUUUGACUGAGGUGGUUAUGCUUUUAAAUUGUGAACUGCCAGUGUACACAAAUAGAAACAAUUGUUUAGCAUCUGAAGUAUUGUUCAAUUGGAACACUGUAUUUUACUGUAUUAAUUAAACAAAACACUAGAACAGAAUAGAAAUGACAGCAAAAUAAGGUAUGAAUGAAUACUUUUGUAUGCAUUGCUUCAUUUGGCAAAACCAAACAUUCUAUUAAAUAUUGUGUUUUAACGAUGGCCAUAUUUAUAGCUAUCUACCAAUCUAUUGCUCUGCAUUUAUCAAUCUACCUAUAUGUAGCAUAACUGUCAUCCUCUUUAUAUUAAUUUAGGAAAAUGAUUUAGGAAAACAAAAUAUAGCCCUAUUAUUUUCUCUAAAUUAGGGUAGAAUAACUUUAUGGAAGAUAAAGCAGCCUAGGUUUAAUAGCUGUUCACCAGUCACGUGAUAAAGUCAUUGUGAAUGAGUGUUAGUUGCUACUUUUAUAAUUUCCAGUCUCUAGUUUUCUGAAUGAAAAAGGAUGCUCCACAAUUACACAGAACAUUAAGAACUGUUUUUAAAGCUGAAACAUAAUUUUUAUAUGCAAGGAAAAUAAAUACUGUUAUUAAAUUUUAGAAAGUAUGUUGAAAAUGUGUUUAUUUAGAUAAUAAUUUUCUUUGAAAAACAAUGUAAGUAAAAAAGUAAAAUAAUAUUUUUGUCAUUAUUUGUUAAUUCAGAUUUUCCUGGCUCCGAUUAAAAAUUAGGCAAAGCUGCUCAUAAUUUCUAUAAAAAUUACACUAAAGUGAACUUCAUUUCAUUGUUUUGCUGUUAUAUAAAAUUUUUGCCAAAUGUUUACCAACAGAUUAAUGUUUUAGAGUUUGGGUUUAGAAAAAUAAAAGUGACAGAUUUUAUAGUUUUAAAUCUUUAUUGAUCAUGUUGACUAUGAACAGAAUCUAAUUGGCUACCACAGAUAUAUAACAAAGUUUAUUACUAACUUUAUGCAAAUUGGAAAAUAAUUUGCUAAAGCAUUAAAAAUAUCCAAUUUGGAGACAUCUUGCUGGCAACUCAAAGCAGAAAAUCUGAAUAUAUAUUAUUUUAUUCCUUAUUUCAAAUAUAAAAGUUGACCAAAAUGAUGCUUUAUUUCAGACUUCCUGAUCUGUACAUGAAAACAGCAACAACAUUUUAAAAAAAUUAUCAACUAUAUGUAGCACUAAAAAGGAAAACAGAUGGCACUAAUUUUCUUACAGAAGUGAAGUGCUGAAACUAAAUUGUUAUAUCUAUAACAACAGUUUUUUCACCUCUUGGCACACUCAUCCUGACACACAUAUUAAUAUCAAAAAAGGAUACAAAGAAUGUGAGAAAUGUGUUCCAGCUUUAAAGACACUACCACAUAGAAGUUACUGGGAUUCUUUUCUUUGGCGAGUUUCACUGAGAUACUUUCAAAGGGUGAAAUGAUGAAUUGAAUUCUUAAGAAGCUAUCAAAUAUGGCAGCCUUUUGAUGUUAGUAAUUUUGUUUUCUUCUGUGUUAUUGGUUCAAAGUACUGGCCUUUUCCUUCAUUUCCAGUAAUUAGUUGGUAUAGACUAUCACUUUUUAAUGUGAGUGGAAAUUAGAUAAUUUGGUUAUACUUGUGAAAACAUGCUUCCAAAUACAUUCAAUUAAUGGGCACUUCCCUGCUGAGAUUUUGUUAUCAUUCAUUUAAUUAUCUUGUCAAGCUUUCCUGUUGAGACAAAUGUUUUAGCUUUCUGCUCAAUAAACUAAGGGAAUUUCUCCAGUAGCCUUAUACCUCUCCUGCACUUGAUCUGAUAGCAACAUACCCUUCAAAUUGCCAUCAGAAGUCUCUAAAGAAAUUUCCUACUGAUGUGAAACAUUUGGUGACCAACUUGAUUCUUUUUCAUAAGCAUUCUGAUUUGACUUUAUUCUGGCACUUUGCUGUAUUUGUAUGCAGGCCAGAAAUCAAUUCCAUUUGAUACGGGUUGUGGAGAACACAGACAGGAAUAACCACGUGCAGGGUUUAAGUGCCUUUUCCUCCUGAGAUUUUAUUUAUAAAACUUAGCUUUUUUUUAAAUUUUCAGAUUCUGAUAAUUCAAUUUAAGGAGUACAAUAGGAAGACUAUAUUAUAAAUUACCAAUAAGACAAGUGUAUUUAGACAUUUUUACAUUUAAUUUGAUUUUUUAAAUAAUAUCAGAUGGAUCUAAAUGGCUUCUGGGAAAGAUUGAGGUAAAGUUUUGAAAGUGACAAUUAUAUAAGCAUCUGGCUUGAUGGUACUUAAGAAUAAAAAUUUAGAUCUCUAACAAACUUUAAAAAUAUUCCAGAUAUUAAGUUUAAUUUAAAAGAAGUCUGAAGCUAUUAGAGAUAAUCAUAUAGUAGGUAGGUAUAUAUUUUUUCUAGUCAGCUAUUACAUACACCACAUAGUAUAUAUACCCUAUAUACUAUAUGGUUUAUAUAACAUUUAUAAUGGCCCUUUCAGACCCAUAUACUUACAAAUGACAUUGUAUAACUACCUACCUAUAUAUUAAUGUGACAGAAUUUAGUCCUCUAUGGAAAGUCAAACCAAAUUGCUAGCAGUUUUAAGUUGAAAUGAAUGAUAACAAUUAAAGCUUUUAAGAAAUUGGUAAGGGUAGAGUAACAAAAACUCAGCGGAUAAAUGUAAAACAGAGGGACCAUUUUUGAAUGCCAUUCUCAGAGUUGACAUCUAAACUAGACGGUGUGUUUAAAAGGAUUUUAGUGGUUUUGAUUCAUCCUUUCUCUGCAUUCAUAUCAUUUAGCAAAUUAAUGGGACAUAUGUCAUGGUUUUUGUGAAAAAGACCAUUGGGUUAUCAUGAUUCAGUUUGUGUUUGGACAUCUAUGGCUUUCAUUAAAAACAUGUUUAUUAUCAUGAAUAAAUAUUACCAUGUUUUCCAA